AAAUUGAGUAAUUAAUAAUUUCUUAAUUUUGUAUAUGAGUUUAAGUACUCCAUAUACUUAUUUAAUUACCACAGAUGACAGCAAAAGAGAGAUAUGUGUGGAUAAGGUGUCAAGGGGCUCCAGUGAAUGUUUGGGGAAGUGAUUUCUUUUCAACCAUGGGCCGUUCAUGGGGAAACUUCAUGUGCUUGGAUGACAGUACAAGCAAGAAGGAAAGGUUCGAUGUUGCAAGAUUUUUUAUUUCUACUCCAAUAAUGGAGACAAUAUCAGUUUCAAGGGAAAUCAAAAUCAAUGGAAGCUUUUACAAGCUGAAAUUUACAGAAGAGGAAUUCACCAAUUGCUUUUUCUCCUUGAAGCAUGAUUUUAUUCCUUCUUUUAACAGUGAGUCUGAAGAUAGGGAAUCAUGGUCCACCGGAACAGAGCCGGAGAUGCUUGAUGAGGAAGAUGUGUGGAGGAACGAGGAGGUUCAAUUCGAGUGUCCAGUUGAAGAAGAUGAUGACAUAAGAAGACGUAGGAAAGAGGAAGAAAGAAGUAAGUUAGAACAAAUCAGCAAGGAAGCAGGGGUUGCAGCAGAGAUCAUUGGUGACAACCUGGAUGAAUUUCAAAUUUCAAAUGCAAGGGAAAGAAGCAGGAGGACAGGUGGUGGGGCUACAGGACAGACGGUGCAGGCCUCAUCUUCGGAAAUUGGAGAAAAAUCAGGAGAAGAUAUUAAUCACAAAUUGAAGCCCAGAGAUCAGCCAAUGGCAAGGCCCACCUCGCGGAAGGAAAGCCCAAGGGCAAUGGAAUCCACAAAUGUGGAUGGGGCCCAAGUAGAAACAAUAAAGGAGACUCCAGUAGCACAACAAAGCAGGAAAGAGAGGAAGAAAGAAGAAGAACUCACAGCGAAAAGAGGAGAGACCAGCUCCAAUCUUCAUGCCGAACCAGGAAGGAAAGGCUGCGGAGACUCGGUAGGGGAUAGUGAUAUUCAUAAUGUUAACAGGGCAUUGAAGAAACAGUGGCAAACCCAACUCGCAAAGGAGAUAUGGGACUUGGCGACGCAGCUCGGAGCGGUGGCGGAGAACGACAAUGAGGUGAUUCAAAGAAUAGAGGAGAUGGAGGAUAGAGAUCAAAGAGCAAAGAGGAUUAUGGUGAACCGAGAGGAAAAAGGCAGCAGGAAGGUCGACUGGGGACCAAAACCGUUCAGAUUUUUUGAUUCUUGGUUGGAUCAAUCGGGAUGUAAGGAAGUGAUUGUAAGUGUAUGGAGUGACAGCGAUGUGAAGGGUUGGAAUGGUUUUAAACUUAAAGAAAAACUGAAAAGAACAAAGAAGGCACUGAAGGAGUGGAGUGGCAAAACCAACAGGGAGAUGGAAGGAAGAAUAAAGGAAGCAGAACUUUUGAUCGCUUCAAUUGAUAAGAAAGGAGAGCAGCACCAGUUGUCAGAUAUUGAUAUUGAGCUGAGAAGGAACAGUUUUAUUGAAUUAAGCAUCAAGGGAAGAUGGUGCAGAAAUGAAAUUAAUAGUAUCCGGAUAAAUGGGGAGCAGUAUACAGGAGUGGAGGUAAUAAAGCGAGAGGUUGCUAAGUACUUCCAAGAAUUGUUUACAGAAGAAAAUUGGAGGAGACCAAAGCUCGAUGGAAUAUGCUUUAGGCAAAUCACGAAAACUGAUAAUGAGCUCCUCACUACUAUUUUUUCAGAACAGGAAAUUAAAGAAGCAAUAUGGAAUUGUGAUCCUUCUAAAUCCCCAAGACCAGAUGGAUUCAACUUCAGAUUCAUUAUGACAAUGUGGGAGGUUGUUAAAGAUGAUAUAAUCAACUUUGUACGGGAAUUCCAUCAACAUGGCAAGAUGGUCAGGGGGUCAAAUGCCUCUUUCAUUGUGUUAAUUCCAAAGACAGAAAAUCCACAAGCAAUAGAGGAAUUUAGACCCAUCUCGCUAAUAGGAGUCACUUACAAGAUCAUGGCAAAGUUAUUAGCGAACCGACUACGGAAAGUGUUACCGAAGGUGAUUGGGGAGCAGCAGAUGGCUUUUAUAGAAGGAAGGCAGUUAGUAGAAGGGGCAGUGAUUGCAAAUGAGAUUCUCGACAAAGUUAAGAGGAAAAAGAAGAAGGGAUUCCUUUUUAAAGUCGACUUCGAGAAAGCUUACGACAAAGUAAGCUGGGAAUUCAUAGACUACAUGAUGAUGAGAAUGGGAUUUUGUGCAACUUGGAGGAAAUGGAUUCAAGAGUGCUUGAAUUCGAGCUCGGUCUCUAUUCUAAUCAAUGGCAGCCCGACGAAUCAAUUUUCGGUUAAUAAAGGUAUCCGUCAAGGAGAUCCUUUAUCUCCUUUUCUAUUCUUGAUUGUGGCAGAGGGGCUGAACGGAUUAAUGUCAUCAGCAGUGGAUAAGGAGAGGUAUAAAGGAGUGGGCAUUGGGAGUGGAGAUGCGAUGGUCACACACCUUCAAUUUACGGAUGACACAAUCUUCUUUGGGGAUGCAACAGAAGACAAUAUUAGGGUGAUCAAAUGCAUUAUGAGAACAUUCGAGUUAGCCUCAGGACUGAAGAUUAAUUUCGGAAAGAGCCAGUUGAUUGGUGUGGGAGUUGAUCAGAAUUGGAGUGCUAAAAUGGCAUACCAAUUGUGCUGCAAGGAAGGGAAAUUGCCAUUCAAGUACUUAGGAAUCCUUAUUGGUAGGAAUCAUAGAAGAAAAGCCAUGUGGCAGCCUAUGGUGGAGUCUGUUAGAAAGAAGUUAGCCAGCUGGAAGGGGAGGUAUCUAUCGAUGGGAGGCCGCAUCACGGUCAUCAAUUCAGUGCUGUCAAGCCUACCAGUGUUCUUGAUGUCCGUCUAUGUUAUCCCAAAAGGAAUCAUCAAGGACAUUGGAGAAUGCAAGUGCGGAAUAUGUGGUGAGGAAGAUGAGGACACAAAGCAUUUGUUCUUGAGAUGUAACAUGGUCCGAUGGUUAUGGAUGGCUUGUGCAAAGUGGUGGGGUAUUAAAGUUACAUUGGAAGAGGACUGCUGGAACACCUUCCGAAAUCCUGAAAGAGAACAAAAAGAGAAAUGUAUUAGAGAUGGAUGGGAUUGUAUCUAGAGUUCUCUAGUGUGGACAGUGUGGCUAGCCUGUAAUCAAAAAAUUUUCCAAGGCAAAGAGAUUAACCGGGAGAAGAUGUUGGAGCUCAUCCAAUUAAAGUCAUUCUACUGGU
Messenger RNA from Rubroshorea leprosula, 3144 nucleotides. The record is from the annotation of a GenBank genome assembly. Lineage: Eukaryota; Viridiplantae; Streptophyta; Magnoliopsida; Malvales; Dipterocarpaceae.